UAUGUGAUGAUGCUGAGGUUUGGGGUAUGACUGAACCUGUCACCCUGAUAUUAAGUAAAGUACCCAAUAGGUGGUUUUUUAGCCCUUGUCCCCCUCCCUCUCUCUGUCCUCUUGCAGUCCCCAGUGUCUACUGUUCCCAUUGUCCAUGUGUACCCAAUGUUCAGCUCCCACUUAUAAUUGAGAACAUGAGGUAUUUGGUUAUCUGUUUCUGCAUUAGCUCACUUAGGGAAAUGGCCUUUAGCUGCAUCCAUGUUGCUGCAAAGGACAUGGUUUCAUUUUUUCAUGGCUGUAUGGUAUUCCUAUUCCAUGAUCCCUCUAUUUUUUUAUGUUCUGUUGCAGAUAAACUCUUGGAUGCAAGGCAUUCUGUUUCCAGGAUGUGGGGAAGGGAUUAGCGUGAAGUCAAAUGUCUCAUAUAUAUAUAGACAUUCAAUAAAUAACCAUAUUUUCAAACCCACAUCUUAUUUUUAUCCUCCAUUGUACCUGAUUUUUUUAAAGGUUCUGUAUAACAGAUUGUGUUAUCUUCCUAGAUGUAUUGAUACCAUUCAUGCAUAUUUUGGCUGCUACUUCUUUAACACUGGUUCAUUAUUGUUAUAAAAUUUGUCAGCUUGCUUACUGUCUUCUAGAAAUUUGUUGAAAACUCUCAGGUGUCCUGUACUAGAAGACUAUAUCAGGAAGUUUCUAAAGAACUAGAGGGUUAGAACUGACUCCUAAGUGGUCUGAAUGCUGAUUCAAUUCACCUUUCAUCAACCCUUAUCUCUACUAUAUUUUACUGCUCCUCUUUUUUUGUUUUUUCAGGUUUUGAGGUUUUGCUGAAGAUAUUCCUGAAGAAUCAUCCCAGGUGCCACACUAAAAAAAUGAUCCAGUUGACAGCUACCCCUGUGAGUGCACUUGUUGAUGAGCCAGUGCAUAUCCGAGCUACAGGCCUGACUCCCUUUCAGAUGGUGAGUUUUCAGGCAUCACUGGAAGAUGAAAACGGAGACAUGUUUUAUUCUCAAGCCCACUAUAGGGCCAAUGAAUUUGGUGAGGUGGACCUGAAGCAUGCUUCUUCACUUGGAGGGGAUUAUAUGGGAGUCCACCCCAUGGGUCUCUUCUGGUCUCUGAAACCUGAAAAGCUAUUAACAAGACUGGUGAAAAGAGAUGUGAAUAGGCCUUUCCAGGUCCAAGUAAAACUUUAUGACUUAGAGUUAAUAGUGAACAAUAAAGUUGCCAGUGCUCCAAAGGCCAGCCUGACUUUGGAGAGGUGGUAUGUGGCACCUGGUGUCACACGAAUUAAGGUUCAAGAAGGCCGCCUUCGAGGAGCUCUCUUUCUCCCUCCAGGAGAGAGUCCCUUCCCAGGGGUAAUUGAUUUGUUUGGUGGUUUGGGUGGGCUGCUUGAAUUUCGGGCCAGCCUCCUAGCCAGUCAUGGCUUCGCCUCCUUGGCCUUGGCUUACCAUAACUAUGAAGACCUGCCCGCCAAACCAGAAAUAACAGAUUUGGAAUAUUUUGAGGAGGCUGCCAACUUUCUCCUGAGACAUCCAAAGGUCUUUGGCUCAGGCGUUGGGGUAGUCUCUGUAUGUCAAGGAGUACAGAUUGGACUAUCUAUGGCUAUUUACCUAAAGCAAGUCACUGCCACGGUACUUAUUAAUGGGACCAACUUUCCUUUUGGCAUUCCACAGGUGUAUCGUGGUCAGAUCCAUCAGCCCCUUCCCCAUUCUGCACAAUUAAUAUCCACCAAUGCCUUGGGGUUACUAGAGCUCUAUCGCACUUUUGAGACAACUCAAGCUGGGGCCAGUCAAUAUUUGUUUCCUAUUGAGGAGGCCCAGGGGCAAUUCCUCUUCAUUGUAGGAGAAGGUGAUAAGACUAUCAACAGCAAAGCACAUGCUGAACAAGCCAUAGGACAGCUGAAGACACAUGGGAAGAACAACUGGACCCUGCUAUCUUACCCUGGGGCAGGCCACCUGAUAGAACCUCCCUAUUCUCCUCUGUGCUGUGCCUCAACGACCCACGAUUUGAGGUUACACUGGGGAGGAGAGGUGAUCCCACACGCAGCUGCACAGGAACAUUCUUGGAAGGAGAUCCAGAGAUUUCUCAGGAAGCACCUCAUUCCAAAUGUGACCAGUCAACUCUAAGAAGACUAGAUAUUCCUAGAAAAUAAAGAAGCAAAUCUCUUUACCAGGACCUUCUCUCAAUUUUCAUGGUGGAAUGUCUCCCCCAACUGCCACACACAUUUUGUAUUAAUUUUAAUGAUUAAAAAGAGCAUAGGGUAAAAACCUGA
This is a messenger RNA of Symphalangus syndactylus (siamang), 2254 nucleotides long. It is a transcript of the gene BAAT, whose product is annotated as bile acid-CoA:amino acid N-acyltransferase. Gene Ontology annotation, biological process: acyl-CoA metabolic process; fatty acid metabolic process. Gene Ontology annotation, molecular function: fatty acyl-CoA hydrolase activity. NCBI's taxonomy places the organism in Eukaryota, Metazoa, Chordata, Mammalia, Primates, Hylobatidae. Gene Ontology annotation, cellular component: peroxisome. The record is from RefSeq and is a predicted model, not a curated record.